UGCGGUAUUGUGACGGUUACUAGUCCUGCGUUGUUGUAUUACUGCUGUACUAUGGAAUUCCUAAUGGGCAUUACACGCAAUCGGGCAGUGUUGACAGUAUACAACGGGCGACAGAUUCCUCGACGCGAACUGUUUCGAACAAACAACCGUUUCAUGCAUUAUUUUAUGUAUUUAAAUUGAAUGAGCAUGCAAGAGCUUACUUCAGUUCUUUCCUAUAACACAGUAUGGCUGUCAUAGGCGUUUUCUUCGUGAAUAUCUUUCACGGUAGAUCGCCCAAUAGUUUUAAAUGACUCCACGUUCCAAUCACGAAACUUUAAGAAUUCCGGUAAAGAAAAGGAUUGUCCUGGACAACACAGGAUCAUCAGAGAGUUCUAGUGAACCAUUUGUGGAAUUGAGGUUAACAAUACUUUAGAAUCUGUAACCUUCCCUUAUGUUACCGACCUGUAAGCCUACCAUACGCGACUAUGUUUCCUCCCUAGAUAGUUUGGAAUAACGGCGAACGGAUCAAGACCCGUGCUUCCAAGUAAUCAAGAGCAAUGACUGGAUAACGAAAGAAUAAAUGGAAUCGCAUUCGCUUUGGUUGUCGUGUGAUUUAUUGUCCCCUCUCCUGACCAUCGACAAGGUAAACUUCCAUAGUAUUUUUUUUCCUUUUUUGUCACUACGAGAUUUCUUUAGAAAUAUCAGUACCGGGAUACAUAAGAGGGAGACACUGUUUAACGGCAGGCAUGGAGGGUACUGAAGAGGAAGCAAGAAGGACCGCUUCGGAGGGGAUCAAAAGGAAAUAACAGAACGGAGAAGGAGAUAAAAGUGCAACAAUACACAGCUGUACUGUGUAUUGUAAGAAGUUGGCAAUGAGUUGAUGUAAUGAGAGCGCAGACAUUUUCUUGACCCACCUGGGGCGUACCGCCCAUUUGAUUGGACUGAUUUGCAAUUCAAAAAAUUCGAAUGCAACCGGCAGAGUGUAUUGCAAGUGAACUUGCAUAAAGCAACGCGUAAGACAAUAUUACACAGUAAGACAAUUUAACAUAUACAUAUUAUUACAUACACGUAUUACAAAUACUCGUAGGUUGUUAAUUAGAGGCGUGCUGCGGUCGUUUCAAUAAUAAAUCUUGGUAAAAUCAUUAAUCAAUUAUUUGUAUAAUAAGUUCAUAAAUAAUACAGAAAUUAUUUUCUACCCAGGAUGACACGUGCGACACGCGCUUGUCCACUUGCGCUCAUGUGUGCGCAUCCAGGUAGCCGAUGACGACUUGGGUCAUCGGUUACAUACCGAGUUAGCAGACGUUCACGCGGCCCUCUCAUGCUUACGAAUGUUGUUGUUUUUCUGGCAUUAUUAAGAUUAUUUGCCAAAUGCUGCCGGACAUGGAUUAAUUACGUUCAAAGUUGAGAUACGCACGCGAAUCGUACUUGAGCAUAUAUUUGCCAGUAGGCAAUGCGUCUGUGUUAUAGGCUUUUAUUUCAUCGGUAAUUGAUAUUUCGAAAAUAAUUAUUUAUGAGAUUCCGAGGCUGAGCUCAAAGUCUCUUCUUUAUCGCAGAACAGGACGCAGCGUCGCGACGCAAACACCGUGAACAGAUCUCGCGUACCCAUUAAUCCUUGAAACGUCAACGAAGAUUCGAGCCUCCUACCUAACUUAAUUCUUCCUUAUUCUUAUAACAGCUUCUCUUUCUUAUUUUCUUUCACUCUUUCAACAUCUUCCUGCUAUACAUCUUCCUUGUUCUUGUACUCAUCAACCGAGGCGUCUUUUUAAAGCUGCGCUCUGCCUUACUAUUUUGUGCAGCCAAAAGCUUCAGUUAAAAGAAAUUUAAGUGUGGCUCUGUAGUAAUUGUUGUUCCCAGUGACGUUAAACAGUGACAUUUAAACCAGUACUAGGUGUGUUUAGUAUUGAAAAGUGAAUUAAAUUUUUUUUUAAAUUAAAAAAAUACAAUAAAUCUCUGUUCGGUUUAAAUUACGUAAUAUCGUCGUGAAUCCGAUGUCACUGCUGGUUGUUAUUCAUAGAAAGCAGCCAUGAAUAUUCGAUUCUUGAACGGAAGCAUGAAGAGGUUGACGACGCUGGGUGUGCAUUGCGAAGCGCGUAAAGUCGACGACACAUAGUGAAGUGCCUCCUCGAGUGCCUUUGAGUAUCCUUUAAGUGAUUACAAUACCGAGAAGUGCUUAUAAUUUCGUAUAAACUGUCACAAAGCUUGAGAUCGGAAAGAGAAACGCAGUCGAAGAAAUUUCGCAAGCACGAUGGCUCUGGUGAAUAAAACGUUUGAAGAAGUGAACGAAGACACCAGGGAUGAGUAUCUGGCACAGUGGGAAAUCACAACACUCUCAAGCAUCCUGGCGCUCACCCUCGUUGGCAAUAUUUUUGUUCUUUUUGCUCUUUACCUUCGAAGGUACUCAAUCAGUAAGAAAAAGCUCACCCGAAUGUAUUUCUUCAUAAUACAUUUAAGCAUAGCUGAUCUUCUCACUGGGUUGUUCAGCGUUUUGCCCCAGUUAGCUUGGGACAUCACCUUCAGAUUUCAAGGAGGAGCUUUGCUAUGCAAGCUGGUGAAAUAUGGCCAACCACUGGGUCCUUAUCUGAGCUCCUACGUCUUAACCGUGACUGCCCUGGACAGAUAUCACGCGAUCUGCUACCCACUUAGUUAUUGUGGAACGACCUCUAGGCAAUCACGAGUGAUGGUCUAUUGCGCAUGGGUCAUCGCACUUACAUUCUGCACGCCACAGCUCUUUGUCUUCUCGUAUCAGGAAGUGAUGCCAGGCGUUUUUGACUGUUGGGCCACGUUUGAACUAUCGUAUGGAGAACAAGCAUAUGUCACCUGGUACAGCUUUUCUGUCUUCCUGUUGCCUCUUUGCGUUCUUUUAUAUACGUACACUGGUAUAUGCAUGGGAAUCUGGAGAAACAGCAAUGUCGAUGGAUUGACAGAAAUUGGUGCCAAUGGCAGUCUCCUGGAAAAAAAUCAAAAUCAUUUUCGAAAUCGAACACUUUUGAUAUCGAGGGCAAGAAUUAAUACCUUGAAACAGACUAUAGCUGUCAUAAGUCUUUAUAUAAUAUGCAGCAGUCCGUUCAUUGGUUGUCAACUGUGGGCCAGUUGGGACCCACAAGCAUCGUCAUCGCCAUUCUACAGUGGAACGACCUUCACUAUCCUCGCACUUCUUAGCAGCUUGAAUAGUUGCGUUAACCCAUGGAUUUACUUGGCUUUUAAUAACGAGUUACGGCGAACAUUGAUCAGUCGCCUCCGGCAGCUUAUCAGACUCCGACUUCCUUUAAUGGGCCAUAGUUAUUCACCAAGCUUUAAUCGCUAUGGACGCAACAGCAGCAGUUCUAGCGGCUCAAACAGACCAACUUUGACAACGCCUGUUAGCCGUUACGACGGUAGUAUGAUGUUACGUAGCUCAUCUGUCAGAGAAAAUAAGAUUUAUCCACUGCCGCCAGUUGCUCCUUCUCUAUGCACAUGAGCCAGUGAGUGUGUGGUCGAUGAGAAAAAUUGGAGACAGUCUGAAAAAGAGAUAAGAAUUAAUGAGAAGAAGAAAAAGAAG
Cephus cinctus (wheat stem sawfly) is the source of this 3517-nucleotide messenger RNA. RefSeq names its product annetocin receptor-like. The transcript has 9 exons. Gene Ontology annotation, molecular function: vasopressin receptor activity; peptide binding. Gene Ontology annotation, biological process: G protein-coupled receptor signaling pathway. Bases 2225 to 3436 code for a protein of 403 amino acids. Gene Ontology annotation, cellular component: membrane. Lineage: Eukaryota; Metazoa; Arthropoda; Insecta; Hymenoptera; Cephidae. The record is from RefSeq and is a predicted model, not a curated record.